Laccaria bicolor S238N-H82 is the source of this 1050-nucleotide messenger RNA. RefSeq lists its product as uncharacterized. The transcript has 10 exons. Gene Ontology annotation, biological process: calcium ion transmembrane transport; intracellular calcium ion homeostasis. Gene Ontology annotation, molecular function: calcium:proton antiporter activity. The coding region runs from base 1 to 1050 and encodes 349 amino acids. Gene Ontology annotation, cellular component: fungal-type vacuole membrane. The record is from RefSeq and is a predicted model, not a curated record. Lineage: Eukaryota; Fungi; Basidiomycota; Agaricomycetes; Agaricales; Hydnangiaceae.
AUGUGCUUUUUUGCAGGAGGGUUAAAGUACUCAGAACAAGGCUAUGGAAUCAGUACCACACAACUCAAUUCGUCGUUGUUGACAAUUAGUGUCAUUGCGGUUCUCCUGCCGGCGGCUUUCCACUUCUCAGCUGACCCAGCAGUAGAUAACCCAACUGAGGCAGCGGACAUUGUGUCAGCCAGCCAUGGUGUAGGUUCUGCCUUCUUCCUUCGGACAAAGGCAUUGACCACGUUCGCAGUAUACUGUGGCUACCUAUAUUUCCAACUUUACUCGCACGCCACAUUGUACUCGAACGACAACGCCAUUCAGUCAACAAAAUACGUAAAGAAGGGCAAGGAAGAGAGGGAUGCAGCCGAAACAUUCGUUGCAAAGACAAAGGCAGCAGCGACUGGGUUAUUCAACGAGAGGACGAAGAAGGGUAUCACCUUUGGUGGUCGUCCCAGCGCUAGCCUUCGUCCCGUCGGCCGCACACUCACUGCCUCGGAUAUUGACGAACCUCAGGGAAUUAAUUUAGAGGAAACCCCGGCGGAAGAGGAGGAGGAGGCUCUGCCUCAAAUGACAGCCUGGAUGACCAUUCUUCUAUUGGCUGUCGUGAUUGUGCUUGUGACCAUAACCGCUGAUUGGCUGGUUGGCUCGAUCAGUGGCCUUACGGAAACCCACGGCAUCAGCAAUGAGUUCGUUGCAGUGAUUCUCCUGCCUAUUGUGGGGAAUGCCGCUCAGCAUCUAACGGCCGUUACCGUUUCAGUGAAAGAUAAGUUGACAUUGGGUUUAAGUGUCGCCGUUGGCUCUAGCAUUCAAAUCGCUCUCUUUGUCAUUCCCCUUAUUGUAAUCUUGGGCUGGAUCAUGGGAAAGCCAAUGACUCUACUGUUUGACCCUUAUGAAUCAGUAACCAUGUUUCUUGCAGUUCUCACCGUCAACUAUGUGGUGCAGAAUGGUAAAUCGAAUUGGCUAGAUGGCCUCAUCCUUAUGGGUCUAUAUGUUAUCCUCGCUGUCACAUUUUGGUAUUACCCAGGUUCCGAUCCCUUCGGCGUGCUCGCUACUUGCCAUUAA